AUGGCACCAAUGACGGUCGAAGAGCUGCAGCAACAUCCCGAAUUCAACCACACCAUCUGGGACCUCAAACCUGAAAAGAAAGGCAAGGCCGUUGUGGCCAAAGACCGUAGCGGUCCCCUUAACAUCGCUUACGAGGUCCACGGCCAUGGCGACAGACACCUCGUGUGGGUCAUGGGCCUUGGUGGCAUGAAGUAUGCAUGGCAGCGCCAGACGAAAGACUUCGCCCACAACAAAGGCGAUCAGUACUCGUCGCUGGUGACUGACAACCGGGGCAUUGGCGACUCCGACAAGCCCACGUCGAGAUACUCCACCUCUGCCAUGGCUCAGGACCUGGUCGAAGUGCUCGACCACAUCGGCUGGACCGGCAAACGUGAGUUGCACGUCAUUGGCAUAAGCAUGGGUGGAAUGAUAGCUCAGGAGAUAGCUAUAUUAAUACCGGAACGCAUAUGCACACUGUCGCUAGUAUCAACAGCCGCACAACUGUUCAGAACAACCGGCUUUCUCGAAAAUCUUAUAAACCGUGCCAACCUUUUUAUUCCCAAAUCUCUCGACGCCCAAAUCGAAGGCGUGAAAAAGAAUCUCUACACGCAGGAGUGGCUCGACUCUCCCGACACGCUCGAACCCGUCGUCGAAGCCUUUCCCACCAACGGCGACCGCUUCGCCGCAAACGAACUAUGGAAGCGUCAACAUCCAGAGUACUUUGGCAAGGCGGGUUUCAUGCUACAAGCCAUUGCCGCGGGGUGGCAUCAUAAGAGCCCCGAGCAACUCCAGCAGAUUGCGACGACGGUCGGCAAGAACAGGAUUAUGGUCGUCCAUGGGACCAAGGAUCGCAUGCUGACGUUCCCUCUGGGCGUUGUGCUUUGGCGGGGAUUGGAGAAGGGCGAGGGUGUGACGGGUAAAGAGAACUGGUUAGGUGUUGAAGAGGAAGACGAUGUUUGGCAGGAAGGUGAGAUUGAGAAGCAUUUCAUCAAGGGCCAGGGGCAUGUAUUGCCUGCGGAGAUGAGGGAAGAGUUUAAUGGAUGGAUUGAGGGACUGGUUGAAAGGGGGAUUAGGUUGAAUCAAGAGGAGGGUUUGUAG
Alternaria incomplexa is the source of this 1077-nucleotide messenger RNA. RefSeq lists its product as uncharacterized. The transcript has 4 exons. Lineage: Eukaryota; Fungi; Ascomycota; Dothideomycetes; Pleosporales; Pleosporaceae. The record is from RefSeq and is a predicted model, not a curated record. Bases 1 to 1077 code for a protein of 358 amino acids.